Messenger RNA from Phytophthora nicotianae INRA-310, 947 nucleotides. RefSeq lists its product as hypothetical. Lineage: Eukaryota; Oomycota; Peronosporomycetes; Peronosporales; Peronosporaceae. Gene Ontology annotation, biological process: carbohydrate transport. The coding region runs from base 37 to 894 and encodes 285 amino acids. The record is from RefSeq and is a predicted model, not a curated record. Gene Ontology annotation, molecular function: sugar transmembrane transporter activity. Gene Ontology annotation, cellular component: membrane. The transcript has a single exon.
CUCCGCGCCACAAGCUACAGACAUUCAAUAUCAGUAAUGACGAUCCUGCUCGAGUCUUUGCGUGUACUCACCACUUGUUCGUCCGUGAUGCUCAACGUGUCGCCGUGGCCAGAGUUCGCGCGCAUCAACCGUCAACGUACACCCGGUCCGCUGACGGUGCUGCCCGUCGUCAUGCUUUUCUGCAACUCGUUCCUGUGGACCAUGUACGGCUUCAUGGUGGGGCAGCUCUUCCCUCUUUUCGCCACCUGCUCCAUGGGUCAGUGCACAUGCGCGGGUUUCAUCGCCAUCUAUUACCGUUGGAGUCCGGAUCGGCCGGCGGUGCGUCGUCUCAUUGCCAAGGCGGGCUCCGUUAUGGCACUCUGUAUGGCCUACGUGAUCCUCGGCGCGCACGGGUUCACUAACCAGUCUCGCGAACAGGUGAUCGGUACGCUUGGCCUCAUGUGUAUCUCCGUCAACAUUUGCCUGUACGCGUCGCCGCUGGACACCAUGAAGCGCGUGGUGCAGACCAAGUCGGCUGCGUCGCUGCCCAUUUCGCUGUGUACCGUCAAUCUGAUCAAUGGCCUGCUCUGGGUGGCCUUCGGUAUCACCGAGGGCGACUACUUCGUGCUCACACCGAAUGCGAUUGGCUCUGUGCUCAGUGCCGCGCAGGUUGCGCUUUACUUCACUUAUUGCGACACGGACGAGUCUCGCCGGGAGGAGGAGACGAUUCUGGCUGCUGCUGCCGAACUGGAAGCUGCGAGCAAAGCCAGCAGCGUGAAAACGACAAGCUCCUACGGCAGUCUGACUAAGAUCCCGUCGACAACGUCCUUCGUCCCGCACACCUGCCACUCGGUUGUCGACGUGCAUACAGAACGUGAGAGGGAACCGAUUCUGGUGGUGGCUGCAGUUAAUUAGGUAGUACAUGGGAUAAAACACUUAUAAACGAAUGCUUGUUGUUCGUUAGAGGG